UAAAUAUGCAAAAAAGGAGCUGAAAAUAAGACUAAUAACUACUUAAGCAAGAGAGCUCCUUUAAAUCUUUAUGUGCUUAGUUCUCUCUCCCACUUUUUUCUGCAAGUUUUUCCAUACACAUUUGAGUUGCUGGAUCAAAGAUGUGGAAUAGAAGAAUUGUGUUAGUCUUGUUCAUCAUGUUGCUGGCAUGGGCAUAUCAGAACACCUGCCCUCCUCCUCCUAAAAUCUGUGGCUCCCCUGGCGGUCCACCUAUCACAGCUCCCAGAAUAAAGCUGAGGGAUGGAAGGCAUUUGGCCUACAAGGAACAUGGUGUGCCAAAACAAGUUGCCAAAUACAAGAUUAUCUAUUUUCAUGGCUUCAGUUCUUGCAGACAUAAUGAAAUUAUCGUAACAAAAGUCUCCCCGGAACUUGUCCAAGAACUUGGUGUUUAUGUUGUGACUUUUGACAGACCAGGGUAUGGAGAAAGCGACCCGGAUCCUAACAGAACAGUGAAGAGUUUGGCAUUGGAUAUAGAAGAGCUUGCUGAUCAAUUGGGACUAGGUUCAAGAUUCUAUGUGAUUGGACUUUCGAUGGGUGGUCAAGUCGUCUGGAGUUGUCUCAAAUAUAUUCCACGCAGGUUAGCAGGAGCAGCACUAAUAGCUCCUGUUGUGAACUACUGGUGGCCAGGCUUUCCUGCAAAUUUGUCUGCAGCAGCCUACUACAAGCAACCAUUAGCCGAUCAAUGGGCGGUCCGGGUGGCUCACCACAUACCAUGGCUGACCUAUUGGUGGAAUACUCAGAAAUUUUUUCCAGCUUCCAGUGCUAUAACACGUAACCCUGAAAUUUUCUCUCCCCAAGAUGAAGAAAUUUUGAAGAAGAUUUCUGAUACUGUGAGAAACAAAGAUAAGCCUCAUGAGGUGAAGCAGCAAGGAGAAUUCGAGUCAUUCCAUCGAGACUUGAUAGUUGGAUUUGGGAGUUGGGAAUUUGAUCCAAUGGAUCUUGAGAACCCUUUUCAGAACAAUGAAGGUUCUGUUCAUUUAUGGCAUGGUGAUGAUGAUAGGCUUGUUCCGGUUACACUGCAACGCUAUAUUGCCAGUAAACUUCCAUGGAUUCACUACCAUGAGAUCCCAGGUAGUGGACACUUUUUUAUAAACCUCGAUGGAAUGAGUGAAACUAUCUUAAAUGCUCUUCUUGUUGGGGAGAAGAAGUAGCCAACUUUUGGUAUAUGGAGCAUCAUACAUGCUAGAAAAUUUCUCAAUGACAGAGAUCCAAUUCAAGGUUGUUUACUUAGAAAAAAUAAAUAAACAAAUAAAUAUUGGGUAGUCCAAUUGUGAAGCCUCAUGAUUAAUUUGUCUGACCAAAUCCAUUCACUUUCAUACGCUAUUAAUUGCAUCUUUGUGCAUAUUUGGGUGCAUAGAAGCACUUCCUAUGGUGUUUGAUAAAAAUAUAUUAGUGUUUUUAUGGUAA
Messenger RNA from Ziziphus jujuba (common jujube), 1446 nucleotides. RefSeq lists its product as uncharacterized. Lineage: Eukaryota; Viridiplantae; Streptophyta; Magnoliopsida; Rosales; Rhamnaceae. The record is from RefSeq and is a predicted model, not a curated record. The coding region runs from base 141 to 1190 and encodes 349 amino acids. The transcript has 5 exons.